UAUUUAUUCUCGGUGUGUGAUCACCAAAUAAAGUAUGUGAUAUUUCUUUCAUUUCUUUUCAAAAAAAAAAUAUUUUUUUGUUUAUUCCUAUUAUUUAAUAUUGAAUCUACUUUUUAUUUAGGUUAGCAAGAAUCAUAAUUAGCUUAUAUUAAUAUAAUACAUGUACAAUAGUUGUUAUUUUUUAAAUAAUUGAUUAAAGUUCACUUUAUUAUUUUUUCAAAAAUAUAUGACAAAUUUGAGCAAUUUUAAAUAAAAUAGCGCUACUUUUUAGUACUAAAAAGUAUUAAAAAAAUUAAACAAAACCUCUGAAUUAUGAUAAUUUAAGAUGGCUAUUCAUUGGGGUAUAGCAGGUGCUGGAAAAAUAUCACAUGAUUUCGUGUCAUCUUUACAAACAUUACCAGAAUCCGAGCAUGUAGUAGUUGCAGUAGCAGCACGUGAAUUAUCAAGAGCACAAAAUUUUUCUAGUUUGCAUAAAAUUAAAAAAGCAUUCGACAGUUAUACAAAAUUAGCAGAGGAUAAUGAUAUUGAUGCUGUAUAUAUCGGAACGUUGCAUCCUCAACACUUUGAAAUUGCCAAAUUAAUGUUAAAUCAUGGAAAACAUGUUUUAUGUGAAAAGCCUUUAACUAUGAAUUUAAAGCAAACAACAGAAUUAAUAAAUUUAGCAAAAGAAAAGAAAUUGUUUUUAAUGGAAGGUAUUUGGAGUAGAUGUUUUCCUAUAUAUGAAAUAGUUAAAAAAGAAAUUGAAUCUGGAAGUAUUGGAGAAAUUUACCAAGUUUUAGUAACUUUUGGAUUUAAAAUGCCUGAUAUUGAACGAUUGAAUAUAAAAAAUCUAGGAGGAGGAACUAUAUUGGAUUUAGGAGUAUAUGGAAUACAAUUUGCUUGUUUAAUAUUUGGUAAUGAAAUACCUCAUACUAUACAAGCUACUGGUUGUUUGAACGAAGAAGGAGUUGACCAAUCUGCAUCUAUUAAUUUCCUUUAUAAAGGAAAUCAUACUGCAACUAUUCUUACUCAUUCCCGAGUUGAUUUGCCCAAUGAGGCUUAUAUUAUUGGUACGAAAGGAAUGAUAAAAGUGCCAAAGUUUUGGUGUCCGACGACCGUAGAAUUACCGAACGAAAUAGUAAAUGUUUCUCUUCCUGAAACUAAAUCCAAGUUUAAUUUCAUUAAUAGUGUUGGAUUGAGUUACGAAGCCAAUGAAGUUCGCAAUUGUAUUCUAAAAGGUAUGAUUGAAAGUCCUAAAGUACCACAUAAUGUCUCGUUAUUAAUUGCACAAUUAGAAGAUGAGAUUCGAAAACAGAUUGGAGUUACAUAUCCUGAAGAUUAAAUUACUAUGAGAAAAUUAUUUGCUUGAUUUAAUAUGCUUGAUAAGAAACAUAUUAAAAAAAA
Messenger RNA from Apis mellifera (honey bee), 1383 nucleotides. RefSeq names its product trans-1,2-dihydrobenzene-1,2-diol dehydrogenase. The record is from RefSeq and is a predicted model, not a curated record. Bases 326 to 1321 code for a protein of 331 amino acids. Lineage: Eukaryota; Metazoa; Arthropoda; Insecta; Hymenoptera; Apidae. Gene Ontology annotation, molecular function: nucleotide binding. The transcript has 5 exons.